Messenger RNA from Selaginella moellendorffii, 3568 nucleotides. RefSeq names its product probable cellulose synthase A catalytic subunit 5 [UDP-forming]. Bases 131 to 3391 code for a protein of 1086 amino acids. The transcript has 13 exons. The record is from RefSeq and is a predicted model, not a curated record. Lineage: Eukaryota; Viridiplantae; Streptophyta; Lycopodiopsida; Selaginellales; Selaginellaceae. Gene Ontology annotation, biological process: plant-type primary cell wall biogenesis; cellulose biosynthetic process. Gene Ontology annotation, molecular function: cellulose synthase (UDP-forming) activity. Gene Ontology annotation, cellular component: plasma membrane; trans-Golgi network.
CUCCUCUUCUCUCUCGCGGAAUCGCGCCUCCUCUGCCUCCUCCUCCUCCUCUUGGAUGAUCAUGGCGCCGGCUUGGUAGAGCGGCAGGGGUUCUUGAUUCUUGGAUCGAGCGGCGGCGGCGGCGGCGGCGAUGGAGGCAAAUGCAGGUCUCAUUGCUGGAUCUCACCAGAUGAAUCAGCUGGUGGUCAUCCCGGGCGACGGGGUGAAGCCGCUCAACAGCGUCAACAGCGAGAUGUGCCAGAUUUGUGGCGACGAGGUGGGCGUGAGCGAGAAUGGCGAUUUGUUCGUCGCCUGCAACGAAUGUGGCUUCCCGGUCUGCCGUCCUUGCUACGAGUACGAGCGCAAAGAUGGCAACCAGUCGUGCCCCCAGUGCAAAUCACGCUACAAGCGCCAGAAAGGGAGUCCGAGAGUGGAGGGUGACGAGGAAGAAGACGACGUCGACGACUUGGACAAUGAAUUUAAGGCGCUUCCUCAGCAGCAAACGACCGAGGAAAUGCUCCAGGGGCACAUGAGCUAUGGACGUGGGGACGAGGAGAAUGUUCACGUUGUUACACCGGGACUUCCUCUUCUCACCAAUGGUCAAGAGGGUGUGGAUCCGAAUGAGAUACCCCCAGAACACCAUGCACUGGUCAUUCCAAGCCAUAAACGUGUUCAUCCUAUGUCGGAUGACUUCUCAGUGAGGUCUAUGGACCCGACGAAGGAUCCGUCUGCCUACGGCUAUGGAAGUGUGGCUUGGAAGGAGCGACUCGAAAGCUGGAGACACAAGCAGGAGAAAAUGUCGAUCAUGAUGACUGAAGGUGCUCAGCAUUUCUCCGACGGUAAAGGUGGCGGUGACUACGGGGCUGACGGUCCAGAUGCGCCACUGACGGAUGAAUCGCGUCAGCCAUUGUCGAGGAAGAUUCCAAUUGCUUCCAGCAAGAUCAAUCCUUAUCGAAUGAUUAUCAUCAUCCGACUGGCUGUUCUGGGAAUUUUCUUGCGCUAUCGAAUCCUCAACCCCGUUAAGAACGCCUACGGACUUUGGCUCACCUCGGUUAUUUGCGAAAUUUGGUUUGCCUUCUCUUGGAUCCUGGAUCAGUUCCCAAAGUGGUUUCCGAUCAAUCGUGAAACUUAUUUGGAUCGACUCUCUCUGAGAUACGAGAGAGAUGGCGAGUCCCAGCUAUCUUCAGUGGAUAUCUACGUGAGUACCGUGGAUCCUCUGAAGGAGCCGCCGCUGGUUACAGCCAACACGGUGCUCUCCAUUCUCGCAGUCGACUAUCCCGUAGACAAAGUGUCAUGCUACGUGUCUGACGAUGGUGCAGCCAUGUUGACAUUCGAGGCACUGGCAGAAACAUCCGAGUUUGCACGUAAAUGGGUGCCGUUUUGCAAGAAGUUCAGCAUCGAGCCUCGAGCUCCAGAGAUGUACUUUGCUCAGAAGAUCGACUACCUUAAAGACAAAGUCCAGCCGACAUUUGUGAAAGAUCGUCGUGCGAUGAAGAGAGAGUACGAAGAAUUCAAAGUGCGGAUCAAUGCUCUUGUCGCCAAGGCACAUAAGAUGCCUGAAGAAGGUUGGACAAUGCAGGAUGGAACACCCUGGCCAGGGAACAACACGAGAGAUCAUCCAGGAAUGAUCCAGGUUUGUUUCGAUUUUCUGAAAGUCCAGUUUAUUAUAAUUUGGAACACGCAGGUCUUCCUCGGCCACAGUGGAGGACAUGACACAGAUGGUAACGAGCUGCCUCGUUUAGUAUACGUCUCAAGAGAGAAACGACCUGGCUUCAAUCACCACAAGAAGGCCGGUGCAAUGAACUCAUUGGUGCGAGUCUCGGCUGUUCUUACAAAUGCUCCAUUCUUGUUGAAUCUGGAUUGUGAUCACUACAUCAAUAACAGCAAGGCCUUGCGGGAAGCAAUGUGCUUCAUGAUGGAUCCUCUGGUUGGGAAGCGUGUGUGCUACGUCCAAUUCCCUCAGAGGUUCGAUGGCAUUGAUAUUCAUGAUCGAUAUGCCAACAGAAACACUGUCUUCUUUGAUAUCAACUUGAGAGGCUUGGAUGGUGUUCAAGGCCCCGUGUACGUCGGUACAGGAUGUGUGUUCCGCAGGCAGGCCUUAUAUGGAUAUGACCCACCGAUGAAGAACAACUCGUCCAAGAAGAGCUCGUGUUGCUGUGGACCUCGUAAGAAGUCCAAGGCCUCCAAGACCAAGAGAAUGGACUCGGACAAAAAGAAGCUCAACAGGACCGAGUCCAACGUCUCAGCCUUCAGUUUGGAAGGCAUUGAAGAAGGCUUGGAAGGAUAUGAAAACGAGAAGUCGGCCAUCAUGUCCCAGAAGAGCUUCGAGAAGAGAUUUGGCCAGUCGUCCGUGUUCAUUGCUUCAACACUGGCUGAAAAUGGUGGCGUUCCAGAGGCUGCUUCUCCAGCAGCACUGCUAAAAGAAGCAAUCCAUGUCAUUAGUUGCGGCUACGAGGACAAGACCGAUUGGGGAAAAGAGAUUGGAUGGAUCUAUGGUUCAGUCACGGAAGAUAUCUUGACAGGGUUUAAGAUGCAUGCCCGCGGGUGGCGGUCAAUCUACUGCAUGCCUCCUCGAGCAGCAUUCAAGGGAUCAGCUCCAAUCAACCUGUCAGAUCGUCUCAACCAGGUGCUGCGGUGGGCUCUGGGAUCCGUGGAGAUUAUGCUUAGCAGGCAUUGCCCGAUAUGGUAUGGCUAUGGCGGCGGCCUCAAGUUUCUGGAACGAGUAGCGUACAUCAACACCAUCGUCUAUCCCCUCACCUCCAUUCCGCUGCUCGCGUACUGUACUCUCCCCGCCGUGUGCUUGCUGACCAACAAGUUCAUCAUCCCAGAGAUCAGUAACUUCGCGAGUCUCUUCUUCAUCUCGCUCUUCAUCUCCAUCUUCGCGACGGGUAUCCUGGAGAUGCGGUGGAGCGGCGUCGGGAUCGAUGAGUGGUGGAGGAACGAGCAGUUCUGGGUCAUUGGUGGCGUCUCUGCGCACUUGUUCGCAGUCUUCCAGGGUCUCCUCAAGGUGCUGGCCGGUAUCGACACGAACUUCACGGUCACAUCCAAGACCUCGGACGACGAAGAAUUCGGCGAGCUCUACGCGUUCAAGUGGACGACGCUGCUCAUCCCUCCCACCACUCUGCUCGUCAUCAACAUGAUCGGAGUGGUGGCCGGGAUCUCCGACGCCAUCAACAACGGAUACCAGUCGUGGGGGCCGCUGUUUGGGAAGAUCUUCUUCGCCUUCUGGGUGAUCGUCCACUUGUAUCCCUUCCUCAAGGGGCUCAUGGGACGGCAAAACAGGACGCCCACCAUUGUCGUCGUGUGGUCGGUUCUCCUCGCCUCCAUCUUCUCGCUGCUGUGGGUCAGGAUCGAUCCAUUCCUUCCAAAGACCAAGGGGCCAAACCUUCAGCAAUGCGGUAUCAACUGCUAGGUGGGAGCUACUCUCUUUUUUCUCGCUCUCUUUCUCCUUGUGCUUCUCUCGCUCUAUCACCGAAGUGGGAAAAGGUGGUACAAGGUUUGUGGUGGUUUUUUUGUGUAGAUUUUCUGUAAACACGAACGAAGGUUUAUAGUCUUUUUAUUAGGAAUAAAUAUAUUUUGAUACUCUCUC